Molecule: messenger RNA, 2094 nt
Organism: Zea mays
Lineage: Eukaryota; Viridiplantae; Streptophyta; Magnoliopsida; Poales; Poaceae
Product: serine carboxypeptidase 2
Exons: 8
Coding region: 399-1877 (492 amino acids)
Biological process (GO): proteolysis
Cellular component (GO): vacuole
Molecular function (GO): serine-type carboxypeptidase activity
Source: RefSeq, a predicted model, not a curated record
GCUUGCUUUGACCAUCCUGUUAGCUUUUUUCCUUCUGAAAAUGUCACAAUCUUGAUCUCUAUACACAUGCCCAUAACGCCACGAUCACGUUGACGGCGUUUACCUUGUCGUAGUCGGAUUAAUUCGCCCGGUAAAACUAAAAUAUGGAGAGAGAAAAAGAAAAGAAAAAGUAACAUGAGGAAAAGCGUGCGGCGGCUUGCUCUGACCGUCGUGUGUAUGCGCUUCCAGCCAAGCAUAGCAAGAACUAGAAGACAUCGUAAUCCAAGAACCGGGGCCACUCCAAGCAUAGCAAGAACUAAAAGACAUCUAUAUAUAUUGUGUGCAUAUGCGCUUCACGAGCAAAGUGUCCGAAGAAUAACAGGAAAUUAAAGCGAUAUCGUAAUCCAAGAACCGGGGCCAUGCCCGGUCGUAAUUUCGCAACGACGGCGGUGGCCAUAGCGGUCGUCGUCGUAGCCGCGCUAGCGUCGGCGUCGGCGGGCGCGGACGACGACGAGCAAGGGCACCUGCGCCGGGAAGCCGACCGCAUCGUCCGGCUGCCCGGGCAGCCCGACGACGGCGUGGACUUCCCGAUGUACUCAGGGUACGUGACCGUGGACGAGGGCGCGGGGCGGGCGCUGUUCUACUGGCUGCAGGAGGCGGCCGCGGAGGCGCAGCCGGCGCCGCUGGUGCUGUGGCUGAACGGCGGGCCCGGGUGCUCGUCGGUGGCGUACGGCGCGUCCGAGGAGCUGGGCGCGUUCCGCAUCCGGCCCGACGGCGCCACGCUCUUCCUCAACGCGUACCGCUGGAACAGAGCGGCGAACAUCCUGUUCUUGGACUCGCCCGCCGGCGUCGGGUUCUCCUACACCAACACCACCUCCGACCUCUACGACUCCGGCGACAGGAGAACAGCUCAUGAUUCGUACAAGUUUCUGGCGAGGUGGUUCGAGAGGUUCCCGCAGUACAAGUACCGCGACUUCUACAUCGCCGGGGAGAGCUACGCAGGGCACUACGUUCCCCAGCUGUCCCAGAUCGUGUACCGCAAGAACAAGGGCGUGGAGAAACCGAUCAUGAACUUGAAAGGCUUCAUGGUCGGGAACGCGGUGACGGACGACUACCACGACCAAGUGGGCACGUUCGAGUCGUGGUGGAACCACGGGCUCAUCUCCGACGCCACGUACCGGCUGCUGGACGCCAGCUGCGUGCACGACAGCGGCGAGCACCCGUCGCCGCGGUGCAACGCCGCCUACGACAAGGCGACGGCGGAGCAGGGCGACAUCGACCCCUACAGCAUCUACACGCCCACAUGCAACCAGACGUCGACGUCGUCGUCGUCGUCUACGCCGAGGAGGAUGAGGCUCAAGGGCCGCUACCCAUGGAUGAGGGGGUCUUCUUAUGACCCGUGCACCGAAAGGCACUCCACCGUGUACUACAACCGCCCGGAGGUGCAGCGGGCUCUCCACGCCAACGUCACCGCCGGCGCCGGCGGCGCCAUGAACUACACGUGGGCGACCUGCAGUGACACCAUCAACAACAACUGGGGAGAUUCACCCAAGUCCGUGCUCCACAUCUACAAGGAACUCAUUGCAGCCGGACUCAGAAUAUGGGUCUUCAGUGGAGAUACGGACGCGGUAGUCCCCUUGACAGCGACAAGGUACUCCAUCGACGCCUUGAACCUUCCAACCGUCGUCAGCUGGUACCCUUGGUACGACGCCAAGGAGCAGCAGAAGCAGCAGCAGGAGGUUGGUGGAUGGAGCCAGGUGUACGAGGGGCUGACCCUGGUGACGGUCCGAGGGGCGGGGCACGAGGUUCCUCUCCACCGCCCGAGGCAGGCGCUCAUCCUGUUUCGCCACUUCUUGCGUGGGAAACCUAUGCCGCCUAAGAACGGAACUGUUGUGUAGUAGUAUUUGUUUUCUCGGCAUAAUUAAUGAUGCAAAAAUAAUUUAUCGCGCGCCUUCAGUCUAAGGCCAUGUUUGGAUUCGGUACUACUAAAGUUUAGUUGGACUAAACUUUAGUGACUAAAUUUUAGUCACUAAAAUCUACCGUUUGGUUCCGGUGACUAAAACUUUACACACAACUAUUAUUACUGGACAUAAAGACUGAAUUGCCCCUGUUCAA